GUGACAGGUUAAUUGGUCUUGUAUGCAAAUGAAUACAGGUGUGCAGCGCCACCAAGGUAAACGACAUCCGCCAAAAUGGCGAAGUUAAAAACAACAUUCCUAGCAGUUUUGCUAGGCGUUCUCCUGUAUAUUAGGAAAGGCUAUGCAAUUCAAUGUUACCAGUGUGACAGUAAUGAGAACCCAGAUCUGUGUCCCCAGGAAACCCCGUUUGACAAAUCCAUCAAUGCUAUGGUUGACUGUAACAGUUUCGAAGCCAAUACACCUGGACAGUUCUGUGUGAAGAUCUAUCAGGAAAGCCCUGGGUUUGGCGCCUGGAUAAAGAUAACUCGUCGAUGUGCGUCAAGAACAGAUCAGGGCGUGGCCUGGGGCUGCAGGUGGUCCUGGGAUAAUGUGGGCGUGUUUAAGAACACUUGUUACUGUGAAAGUGACGGCUGUAAUGGAUCGUCAGGAACGUCUGUCAAUAUUGUUCUUGCAUCAGUUCUUGCUGCUCUGGGUGUGAUCAUGAAGCAGUUCUUGUGAUAAAAUAUGACUGUGAAAGCGAAACUUGUAUGUUUGAAGUAUAUUCCUUGCCUUGCUAUUCAGACUGCAUUCCAGAGAAAAAUCUCAACGAAGGUUGUAAUAUUAAUAUCAGUAAUAUUUUCGAUAUUAUAUUUUUACUGUUUGACUGUACAAGUAAAUGGGAAGCAUUUGAUUGUAAAACGAUGUAUUUACAUCACCCAAAAUUUGUUCAGAUUCCAGCAGACAAAAAAACAUGAACCUAACAUAUGAAUAAUAUUAACUUUAUUAUUUUUUACGUAUAGUAUGAAAAGUAGCGAAAAUGUCAACAUAGCAUUUAACAUUAUUAUUUUAUCAUGUCUGCUUCAAGAUAACUAUGGUCUAAUUUUAUACUGGUAUAGGCUGCUUAUAUCCUGACAUAGAAUCAGAUAAGAAUUCUUCCACUGGCAGAAAAAUAUCAAAUUUUUGAGUAAAAAUUUGGCUAGCACCUAAUAUGUCAGCCUUUUUAGGCAACACAUGUAUUGACUGUUUUCUGAAAAUCACUUUUCUACAAGAAAGAACAGUAACAAAGUACAUAAUUGUUUUCAAAGAUGAAUUUUUGAAUGGAGAGUUUAGUAACAUCCUGUAUAUAGUAACAUAUGAAUUUUCUUAUUCAUAUAUAAGUUGUUUUAAACAACUAUCAAGUGUUCAUCAGGGAAUAUACAUUUUUGUCACUUGAUUUUAAUGUUCUUGAUUGGAUAUUUAAUUCUGCUUGAUCUAUGCAAGAAACGUAGUGUAAGAUAAUGAAUGAGUUUCGAAGUUUGAGUUAAUGUUGCUUCAUUUUGAAUGGUUAUGAAAGUUGUGGUUGAUGGCUUAUGUGGUAUGUGGCAUUUAUUACUGAAUACCAAUGAAGAAAAUAUUCAUGAGCUGAGCAUUACUGCAUUCUACCAUGAAAAUAUAACUGUUUUUUUUUCUGUUAGUGGUAAAUGCUUAUGGUAGGUCAGAUUUGAAAAUAUAGCUAUAACUAAUCCAUUGAUUGAGUCAACUAAAAUAGAAUAAAAUUUUUGCAUUAACAAAUUUCUUAUAAUUACAGCAAAAUAUGCAGAAAAACUAACUGUAUAUAACUAAAUAUAUGACCUACAUCUGACCUGGGAUUAUCAUAAUCAGUAAUUGUAAUCAGCCGUAAUUAUUACACAUUUGUCAAGUAAUCAGAAUGUAAUUACUUUUAAUGAAUUUGAUUACCAAGUAUAAUUCCAGUGCUAGGAAUGCAGUAAACGUUGGCUACUGGAUGUGUAUGAAUGAGUGUAUAUGAAAUGAUGUUUAAUAAACAAAUUACUGUCGGUUAAUCCGCCAAUAUAUCAAAACAUAUCAAAUCUGUACAUAUCUGUAACAGUAUGUAAAUAUUUUGUAUGAUAUAUAUUUUUAUAAAUAGUGCAGGACAAACACCGUACAUGAUUGUAUAUAUACACAGAUUUUUUUCAAUUUGUAUAUAGUUUUUAAGGGACAUGUCUGCAGAUUUAUGUUCAAACAUUUUCGAAAUUUAAAAUGCUUUCAUAAAUAAGUAGUUUCAGUAAAAGGUAAAUAUACACCGAGUCUAAAAAACAAA
Molecule: messenger RNA, 2080 nt
Organism: Mercenaria mercenaria
Lineage: Eukaryota; Metazoa; Mollusca; Bivalvia; Venerida; Veneridae
Exons: 3
Coding region: 76-519 (147 amino acids)
Biological process (GO): regulation of synaptic transmission, cholinergic; positive regulation of voltage-gated potassium channel activity; sleep
Source: RefSeq, a predicted model, not a curated record